Molecule: messenger RNA, 1182 nt
Organism: Pseudonaja textilis
Lineage: Eukaryota; Metazoa; Chordata; Lepidosauria; Squamata; Elapidae
Source: RefSeq, a predicted model, not a curated record
UCCCGCCCAGAAGCCGCGGCGCGGAGGAUGAGCCGGGCGCCGGGCGGCCCCGCGACACUCACCGGGAGCUGGGAGGGCGGCGAAGGGCGCCCUUGAGGCUUCUAGCCGGGCCCGCCCUUGGCGUCCCCGGAGCGCCUCGGCCGGAGCCCGCGCUUUGCCCAGCAGGACCCGGAGCGGCAGCUGCCAAGCCGGAGCCGGGACCAUGGCCGCCGAGUCCCGCGUGAAAAGGCUGGCCACGACCCUGAUGGAGGCCACGGGCGACAAGGAUCCCCUCGUCCAGGAGCAGAUCUUCAGCGCCCUCUGUGCUUUGGGCCAGGCGGAGCCCGAGGAGGUCUUGAACGCUUGCGAGGAGCACCUGCGGCAGCACGAGAAGCUGGCCCACCCCCACCGGGUCAUCCUCCUGAGGGCCAUGGAGGCCGUGGUGAAGAGCAGCCUGGCUCAGCUGGACAAGAGCACGGCCAAGGUCGUCAUCUUCUUGGCCUCCAGCGAGAUGACCAAGUCUAAGGAGGCUUUCCCAGAGUGGCAGCAGGCCGCCAGCACCGUCCUGGUCGCCGUGGGGAGGCGCUUCAUCAACCAGGUCAUGGAGGAGAUGCUGACCAAGUUCCAGCCAGGGGUCUUGCCCCACUGCUUCGUGGUGCUGACCUUCGCCAACCUCUCGGUCACCAACGUGUUCGGGAUGGUCCCCUUCCUCAACUCCAUCCUGGGGACGAUGCUGCCCAUGCUCCCCAUGGCCAGGCAGGACAACAUGAAGUCCGUCUUCUGCUACGCGCUGCAGUACUUCAGUGAGAGCAUCCUGGAGUACCUGGCCAACCUGGACAAGGCGCCGGACCCGACGGUGAGGCGAGACACCUUCUCCAGUGAAGUCUUCAGUGCCUAUGAGGUCCUCUUCAACUGCUGGCUGCCGAGCAGGGAGGCCAAGGUGAGGCUGGCCGUGGUGGAGGCCCUGGGGCCCAUGAGCCACCUGAUGCCCAGUGAGAAGCUGGAGGAGCAGCUGCCCCGCCUGAUCCCGGGCAUCCUGGCCCUCUACCGGAAGCCGGCAGAGGCCUACUACCUCUCCAAGGUGGGCUGGCGGGCAGGGCGACCCCCGGGCGGGGCUGGCUUGGACCGAGGGGGGGCCUGAGGGGGAGAGGGGGAGUCCUCGGCCCUUGAAGGGCGCAUCUCCCUUGGCCCUUCAUGUGCCCC